This is a messenger RNA of Vitis riparia (riverbank grape), 1713 nucleotides long. RefSeq names its product hippocampus abundant transcript 1 protein-like. The transcript has 14 exons. The record is from RefSeq and is a predicted model, not a curated record. Bases 100 to 1428 code for a protein of 442 amino acids. Lineage: Eukaryota; Viridiplantae; Streptophyta; Magnoliopsida; Vitales; Vitaceae. Gene Ontology annotation, molecular function: transmembrane transporter activity. Gene Ontology annotation, biological process: transmembrane transport.
UUGUAGGUUGGGUGGCCUUUUUUUUUCCUUCUUUUAUCAAGUGGGUAUUCCUUUUAUCUUGUUUUCUCUGCUGGUGUGUGAAGGCGGAGAGAGCUUAAGAUGGAAAAGCUUUCUGGGUUGAGACACCUAUUUAUGACUGUUUUUCUCUUCAAUUUCGCCACGUUCAUGGUGAUUCCGGCCAUCACCGACGUCACUAUGGCUGCGCUUUGUCCCGGAAGAGAUGAGUGCUCCAUCGCCAUUUACCUCACCGGAUUUCAACAAGUGAUAAUAGGAUUGGGAACACUGGUGAUGAUGCCUCUGGUGGGUAAUCUGUCGGAUAUGUAUGGGAGGAAGGCUUUGCUCACGAUCCCAAUGUGUCUCACUAUUAUCCCCUUAGCGAUAUUAGCUUGGAGUAGAAGCAGGAAUUUUUUUUACGCGUACUUCGUGCUAAAGACGCUUACUUCUAUGGUUUGCGAAGGAAGCGUACACUGCCUCACCCUGGCUUAUGUGGCGGAUAAUAUUCCGGAGAUUCGACGAGCGUCAGCAUUUGGAGUUCUUUCCGGGGUUGGAUCAUCUGCAUUCGUUUGCGGGACUCUCUCUGCUCGUUUUCUCAAAACUUCUUCCACGUUUCAGGUUGCCGCGUCGGUUGCGGCGGUGGCGGCUGUGUACAUGAAGCUGUUCCUUCCGGAUUCGGUCAUAAAGGACGGCGUUUUGGAUCGGGCAAUCUUAGAGCAAAAGCCUUGUGUCAUUCAUUUGGAUGGGGAAUCCGCUCAGGACUCGCCAGUAUUCAAAUCAAUGCCAUCGCUGGAUGAUAUGCUCUCCUUGUUGCAGACCAGCUCCACGUUUACAAAAGCCGCAAUUGUCGCCUUCUUCAGCAAUCUUGGGGAUGUUGGCCUUCAUACUUCGUUAAUGUACUACUUAAAGGCCCGCUUUCACUUCAACAAGCACCAGUUUGCGGACUUGAUGAUGAUUUCUGGGAUUGCAGGCACAAUAUCACAACUGGUUCUUAUGCCCAUAUUGGCUCCCACCAUAGGAGAGGAGAAGCUGCUCGCAAUAGGGCUCCUCUUUAGCUGUUCACAUAUGUUUCUUUACAGCAUCGCCUGGUCCUUCUGGGUCCCUUAUGCAGCCGCUAUGUUCUCCAUUUUGAUUGUUUUUGCGCCACCAUGCAUUCGGAGCAUAGCAUCCAAACAAGUCGGUCCCAGUGAGCAGGGGAAGGUGCAAGGGUGCAUUUCGGGCAUAUCUUCCUUUGCUCAUGUCGUUUCUCCCUUGGCUUUCACUCCUCUGACAGCUCUGUUCCUCUCUGACGGAGCACCAUUUAAUUUCCCUGGUUUCAGUAUCAUGUGCAUUGGAUUUGCUUCGAUGAUAGCAUUCCUUCAGAGUUUAACGAUAAGGGCGGCUCCUCCGAUUUCAAAUAAAAAAGUUGGUAACUGCAGCUACACGGAGGCCUAGUUUUUAUAGGGCUAUAAAUGGCGUCCAUGCACUGUGACUGUGGGGCAACUCUUUAUUUUCCGUUAGUUCUGUGAAUUCUGGGGGAUGAUGAAGUGGAGGGAAACCUUUAUUAUUGCUGAGUUACCUUCUGCUGAAAGAAGGCCAUGCCAAAAAUCCAAUUUUGGGAGCAGUGAUAUAACAAUCACGCUCGCCAUUGGAUGCUUAUAAAAAUGCCUGUUUUUGUACAUCAUAAUUCCAAGUAUACACUAUUAUUAGCUAAGUAGUAUCCGGAUUUUCUUUCCUCCA